GACAGUUUUUCCUCAGUUUUCCCGUGAUCUGGUUGAGAACGCCAAGGAUACCAUGACUGAGAAUCUCUUAACACAGAUGACCAUCAGGGACGAGCUAGCCAUGAAGGAGAAAGUUUUUAUCGAUUUGUGGGGUGCGAAGUCGGAGUUCCACGAGUCUUUAGUCAAUAUCCCAGUUUAUGAGCAGGUCGAGUCUGAGCCUGAAAAUGAGGAUGAUGAAUUCCCCCUAACCGAGGAAGAACGACUAUUUCAUCAUGCCACAUUAGCAGAGUCUAGAGCUCAGUUGGCAACACAAAUGGCGCAGGAGAAGACUGGGGAGGUAAAUAAGUUUUUUCAAAGUGCUUUUCUCCCCCUUGCCCCAUCUCAGUGGAUCGAGUCGGAGGCCAGUAGACUCAAUGAUAAAGUCUGGGACCUUGAAACCUUCAACCAUCUUGCUCCCAUCAGUAUCAAUGCGUAUAGGUUUCUAGCUUCCCUCACUGAUCAGGAGAUGGAGUUAUGUGAGGAGAAGGCGCUGACGGAGAACAUUGAGCUCGUUAAGGGGCCCUACCCCUUGACGGUGGGAGCAAUGAAACUCCCCAAAGUAGGACAUUUUGAUCCGCUUAAGUGCUCAGUUUCAACCAGCCAGCUUGCGAUCCGAGGUUUUUGCCAGCUCAAGGGGCAAGAGGCGCUGUCAGAGUUGAAGAAGAUCUGGAAUGUCGGUCGUCCCUAUCUUAAAUGCAGAUGUGUGGAAAUGGGUCUGACAGACUGCAAAACCAACAUCACCUGGUUCGACCAGGUGCUGUGGUACUUGCUGGCUAAUCUGGAGUACUUGUUCCCACCUGCUCCAUCUUUGCGCGCUCGCAAAAGGGCCAUGAGGAAUUUCAUGAAGACCACCUGGAGAGUUCCAAUCCUUACUUCGGUGGUGUUUGCUGAAAUGCGGCACAUCAUGCAGAAGAUGGCGAAGAGCGUUCUUGACAAUCCGGCGAGAAGGCAGGAGACAAUUCUGGACGACCAGGCCAUCAUGACGAGAAAAUUCCCGAGGAAAAUGACAGCGCUCAUUCUUCCGUACAAGUAUAUCAGAUCUCCGAAAAAGCGCCAGCAAGUCUGCAACGACGAUCAACGACGGACGAAGCGGAAGGACAACACGAUCCUGUCUUACUACGUGAGACCUGAGGUUGCGGCCAACAAGGCCAACAACGCGAGUGCUUCGCAGACUCCCGAAUCUGACGCGGAACCCUCUCCUAUCCCUGCAUGCAACCUACCGCUGGAAUGCACUCCGCAAUCCACCAUUACCACUCAAGUGGAAACUACCAGCUCUACUGUCUCAAGGCCCAUCAGGCGCAGCCCAAGGACCCAAACCAUCAAAUCCCUCUUUGGGAAGUAAAAGGGAGCUGCCUCCGCAAAAAAAUUCUCGCUUUUCACUCCUGGUUGGUGUAUGCAAGGCAAGGAGGGCCAGCUUGGAUGCGACGAAACUGGGCGAUGGAAGUGGAAUAAAGCAGAAUCAGCAAA
This is a messenger RNA of Chara braunii, 1485 nucleotides long. NCBI's taxonomy places the organism in Eukaryota, Viridiplantae, Streptophyta, Charophyceae, Charales, Characeae. The record is from the annotation of a GenBank genome assembly.